GGUUUUCUGAGAUUUCACUCCAUCCCUUUGCUUCUUCUUCUGUCCAGUGAGUUCCUUUCGAACGGUUCGAUCGGAGUCUCUGGAGUGUUCUCUGCCGUCCGAUUAACCGGCGAUGGGGUCGAUCCCCGAUCCGGGCGAGUUGACUGAGUUGACUCAGCCCAGCUUCGACGAGUUCCAGCGGCAGACGUCGCUGAUGACGAGCUGCACUCUUCUGUGGAAGGAGCUCUCCGACCACUUCACUUUGCUGGAGCAGAAUCUGAUGAAGAAGUCGGAGGCUUUGAAGCAGAUGAUCGAGACCCUAGACAACCAGACUCAGGCCUCGCUGGAGUCGCUCAAGCAUCGCGAGGUCACGAUCGAGGACAGCGUCAAGAUCGCCAUGGGGAAAGCUGAGGAGAGUGCCAAGUCUGCUCUGAUGUUGCUCGAGAAGGCUGGAGAUGGCGGUUCAGGCGCCGACGAUGGUGGUGAGGUCGACGAUGGUGAUGGCCUGCUUUCGUUGCUGAAAAGUUUCUGCCUAAAGAUGGACGCGAGAAAGUUCUGGAACUUCGUGACGAUGCGGAAGAAGGAGCUGGAGAAUCUCCGGGCACAGAUCCCGGCGGCACUGGUGGAAUGCGUGGAUCCGUCGAAGUUCGUGCUCGAGGCGAUUUCCGAGGUGUUCCCGGUGGACAAGAGGGCCGGGAAGAGCAGCGGAGACGAAGCCAGCGAGAAAGCUACCAAUGAUCUGGGAUGGGCUUGUGUGGUGAUUCUGGAGAGCUUGAUACCGGUAAUGGUGGACCCAGUGAUUGGGAAAUCACGGCUGCUGGUGACACCGAGCGUGAAGGAGAAGGCUAAGGAGAUCGCCGAGACAUGGAAGGCGAGCUUGGAGGAGAGAGGAGGGAUCGAGAACGUGAAGACCCCCGAUGUUCACACGUUUCUGCAACAUCUCGUGACUUUUGGAAUCGUUAAGAAUGAAGAUCUCACUCUGUACAGGAAGCUUGUGGUUGGAUCGGCAUGGCGCAAGCAGAUGCCUAAGCUCGCUGUCUCAGUAGGUUUGGGUGAUCAAAUGCCUGACAUGAUUGAAGAAUUAAUCAGCAGGGGACAGCAGCUCGAUGCAGUGCAUUUCACUUAUGAAGUUGGUCUUGUGGACAAGUUCCCUCCAGUUCCUUUACUGAAAGCUUAUCUAAGGGAUGCGAAGAAGGCGGCAGCCUCUAUCAUGGAGGACCCCAACAAUCCUGGCCGAGCUGCGCAACUGGCGGUACGCAAGGAGCAAUCGGCCCUUAGGGCAGUCUUAAAGUGCAUAGAAGAGUACAAACUCGAGGAAGAGUUCCCACCCGAGAAUCUCAAGAAGCGCUUGGAUCAGCUCGAGAAGUCCAAAACCGAGAAGAGAAAGCCUGCAGCCGUUCCAGCCAACAAGAGAACCCGAGCAAGCUACAAUGGCCCGAUGCCGCCAGCAAAGGCAGGACGUAUCACAAACGCAUAUGUCUCCUCCUUCCCGACCCCUCCCACUUACAUCCGGUCCCCGACCCACUCCCCUCAGUACGCCUCCCCACCAUAUGCAUCAUUCCCGCCGCCACCCACCACUGUCUACAGCAAUGGCAGCCCUCCAUAUCCGUACUCUCCUGAAGUGGGUCACAUCUCAUUCCCCGGCUCUCCGAUCAGUUACCCUGCACCUUACAGCGGCUACUGCAAUGGCCCGGCUCCUCCUCCUCCACCACCUCCGGCCUAUCACCACCACCCUCACCAGCACCAGCACCACCACCACCACCAGCAGGCUUACUACUGAACUGAUUAGGCAAGUGACCAAAAACUGGAAGAUGGGUAACCUUUACUGAUACAAGCCCGACAACUCUCUUCUCUGGUGUUCUCCCUCACUGGAUCUGCUUCCAUGUCUCUACGCCGUCUUUUUUGUCUGUAAUAAUCUUUUUCUCCUCCAAAUUCCGCAGCUAACUCUACCCUUUUCUUUAAUCUCAAGUAGCUACAUCUCCCGGUGUGUUUAAUUAAUUCUCUCUCUUAUUAUCGUCGCUGUAAUUCUCCCUAAUGCUCAGACCAAGUAUUGUAGGUUACUUAAUGUGACAUCUUAUGUUA
This is a messenger RNA of Tarenaya hassleriana, 2061 nucleotides long. Its product is annotated as FRIGIDA-like protein 4a. The transcript has 3 exons. The record is from RefSeq and is a predicted model, not a curated record. Lineage: Eukaryota; Viridiplantae; Streptophyta; Magnoliopsida; Brassicales; Cleomaceae. The coding region runs from base 113 to 1759 and encodes 548 amino acids.